Messenger RNA from Lagopus muta (rock ptarmigan), 4342 nucleotides. It is a transcript of the gene VLDLR, whose product is annotated as very low density lipoprotein receptor. The transcript has 19 exons. The record is from RefSeq and is a predicted model, not a curated record. Bases 110 to 2791 code for a protein of 893 amino acids. Gene Ontology annotation, molecular function: protein binding; calcium ion binding. NCBI's taxonomy places the organism in Eukaryota, Metazoa, Chordata, Aves, Galliformes, Phasianidae.
UGCAUGUCUCCGGCGCCCUCCUUUCCUCGUCGCCUUUCUGACCGCGGCGUCUGCACGCCCGCCCUCCCCGCCUCUCCUCCCUCCCUCUCUCCGUCCCCUCGGCGCGGCGAUGCGGUCGAGCCGGCAGCGUGGAGAUCGGAGCGCGGUGGCCGGCGGCGGGUGUGGGGCGCGGCGGUGGGCGCUCCCGCGCUGCGGUGCGCUCUGCCUGCUGCUCGCCCUCGGCUGCCUGCUGACUGCCACCGACGGUGCAAAAACAAAAUGUGAGGAAUCCCAGUUCCCCUGUAGUAAUGGACGCUGUAUUCCUUUACUCUGGAAAUGUGAUGGUGAUGAAGACUGUUCAGAUGGCAGUGAUGAAAGUGCUUGUGUGAAGAAGACUUGUGCUGAAUCUGACUUUGUGUGUAACAGUGGUCAGUGUGUGCCGAACAGAUGGCAGUGUGAUGGGGAUCCAGACUGUGAGGAUGGGUCUGACGAGAGUGCUGAACUGUGCCAUAUGAGAACAUGCCGGGUAAAUGAAAUCAGCUGUGGUCCUCAGUCAACCCAAUGUAUCCCAGUGUCCUGGAAAUGUGAUGGUGAAAAAGACUGUGACAGUGGAGAAGAUGAAGAGAAUUGUGGCAACGUGACUUGUAGUGCAGCAGAGUUCACAUGCACUAGUGGACAGUGUAUUUCCAAGAGCUUUGUCUGCAAUGGUCAAGAUGACUGCAGUGAUGGUAGUGAUGAGUUGGAGUGUGCACCUCCAACAUGUGGUGUUCAUGAGUUCCAGUGCAAGAGCUCAACUUGCAUCCCUAUCAGCUGGGUGUGUGAUGAUGAUGCUGACUGCUCUGACCACUCUGAUGAGUCUUUGGAGCAAUGUGGCCGACAGCCUGCACCUCCUGUGAAGUGCUCUACCAGUGAGGUGCAGUGUGGCUCGGGUGAAUGUAUCCACAAGAAGUGGCGUUGUGAUGGAGAUCCUGACUGCAAAGAUGGAAGUGAUGAAAUCAACUGCCCUUCUCGGACCUGCAGACCAGACCAGUUCAGGUGUGAAGAUGGGAACUGCAUCCAUGGGAGUAGGCAGUGCAAUGGUGUGAGAGACUGUCUGGAUGGCACUGAUGAAGCAAACUGUAACAAUGUUAUUCAGUGUUCUGGACCUGGCAAAUUCAAGUGCAGAAGUGGAGAAUGCAUAGAUAUUAAUAAAGUGUGUAACCGUCAGGGAGACUGCAAGGACUGGAGUGAUGAGCCUCUCAAGGAAUGUAACAUAAAUGAAUGUUUAGUCAACAAUGGUGGAUGCUCUCACAUCUGCAGAGAUCUUGUUAUUGGCUAUGAAUGUGACUGUCCAGCUGGGUUUGAGCUUGUAGACAGGAGAACCUGUGGAGAUAUUGAUGAAUGCCAGAAUCCUGGUAUCUGUAGCCAAAUCUGUAUCAACCUGAAAGGGGGUUACAAGUGUGAAUGUAGCCGUGGCUAUCAGAUGGAUCUUGCUACAGGAGUGUGCAAGGCUGUGGGGAAAGAACCAUGUCUAAUUUUCACCAACCGACGGGAUAUCAGGAAGAUUGGCCUUGAGAGAAAAGAAUACAUUCAACUAGUAGAGCAGCUAAGAAACACAGUUGCUCUAGAUGCUGAUAUUGCUGAGCAAAAGCUUUAUUGGGCUGACUUCAGCCAAAAAGCAAUUUUCAGUGCUUCUAUUGAUACCCGUGAUAAAGUUGGUACACACACUAGAAUCCUAGACAACAUAUACAGCCCUGCAGGAAUUGCUGUUGAUUGGAUUUAUAAGAAUAUCUACUGGACUGAUUCAUCUGCAAAGACCAUUUCAGUGGCAAGCCUGAAUGGCAAGAAAAGAAAGGUUUUAUUUCUUUCUGAGCUGAGAGAGCCAGCUUCUAUUGCUGUGGAUCCUCUGUCUGGCUUUAUGUACUGGUCAGACUGGGGUGAACCAGCAAAAAUUGAAAAAGCCGGAAUGAAUGGAUUUGACAGACAGCAGCUUGUGACAACAGAAAUCCAGUGGCCUAAUGGAAUUGCUCUAGAUCUUGUAAAAAGCCGUCUGUAUUGGCUUGAUUCUAAGCUACAUAUGCUGUCAAGUGUGGAUCUGAAUGGCCAGGAUCGUAGACUUGUGCUGAAGUCUCAUAUGUUCCUUCCUCAUCCUCUUGCUCUAACAAUAUUUGAGGAUCGUGUAUUCUGGAUUGAUGGAGAGAAUGAGGCAGUCUAUGGUGCCAACAAAUUUACUGGAGCUGAAUUGGUCACCCUAGUAAACAACCUCAAUGAUGCGCAGGACAUCAUUGUUUAUCAUGAACUUGUUCAGCCUUCAGGCAGGAACUGGUGUGAAGAGAACAUGGUAAAUGGAGGCUGUAGCUACCUGUGCCUGCCUGCUCCUCAGAUAAAUGAACACUCUCCAAAGUAUACUUGUGCAUGUCCAUCUGGAUAUGUCUUGCAGGAGGACGGUCUGAGAUGUGAAGUUUCAGGUACUGGAACAACUGUGGCUUACACUGAGACUAAAGAUACCAGCACAACUGAAAAAUCUCCAACUGUUGGACUAGUUCCUGGAGGUUUCAACAUCAGUAGUGUGGUGUCUGAAGUAGCUGCAAGAGGAGCAGCAGGAGCUUGGGCUGUUCUUCCUAUCUUAUUGCUGGCGAUGGCUGCAGUGGCUGGCUACUUCAUGUGGCGUAAUUGGCAGCACAAGAACAUGAAAAGCAUGAAUUUUGAUAAUCCCGUCUAUCUGAAAACUACAGAAGAGGAUCUCACAAUUGAUAUUGGCAGACAUGGUGGUUCAGUUGGACACACCUACCCUGCAAUAUCUGUUGUAAGCACAGAUGAUGAUAUGCUGUGAGCACUGGAUCAGUAAUCACUUUCAGUUUACUUUGUGUUUUACACUUACGGGGAUGAUAAACAUGCUUGUGGCUGAAAGACUUCCUCCGUUCUUUGGAAGAAUGAAGAAACUUUCUCUGUGUAUGGAACACUUACAUAAUUUGCUGUUUUAUACAGCUUAACAACCAACUCUGUAAAUACCUGUCCACAACAAUUCAGCUUUUAGUGGUUACUGUUUUAUCAGUAACCCUUGAAUUGGUCAGUCAGUAACACCACUGGCCAAAUACAAAGCACUUUCCAUAGAAAGCCAUAUUCCAGCCACAACUUGUGCUAUAGUAUAACAGCUGUACAUAUGUGUAUAUGCCACUUGUAAAUAUUUCUGGAAAAUCACUAUCAAGCACUUUGAAAUACUUAAAAUGUAAAUUAUUGUACACUGUCUUUUUCAAUGGUUGGGGCAAUGGCAAUAGGAAAAAACGGGUUACUAUGAUUGCCAAAAAUUUGUAAGCAUAAGUAAUUUUGUAUGUAUGACUGAAACAACCUUGUCUCAUACCUCUUAGAGCUCUACAGGUAUGAAUGCUCUUUGGGGAAACCACUGUAAAUCUGAAAUUCAGAGAAGGGGGAGAAAAUAAAAACCCAAAAACUAAGCAGUUAAAGUAUUGGUCUCCAUUAUUGUCCUCCCACUGUAGUGGAACAUAUCUCCAGAGUCAGUAAGAGUGUGAAGUGCUGGCUGAAGUUAUUUCAGCAGUACCUAGACUGUGAAGGGAGUACUGACCUGACAGCUGCUUGAGCAGGGGUGUGACCGUGUUGUCUUUUAUAAGAGUCCAGCUGGACAACUGGAGUAGUAUUUUUUAGCUACUAUCAGUCCUCAACUACACUUCGGUGCACAAGAGGUAGUACUGACAGAUGCUACAUGCCAGAGGUGGGUAUCAAAGCAGUAUCAGUCAGGUAAAUGUAAAUGCCUUGCAUAGUACAAGCUAGCAGUGAUGCAAGUUGUUAGCCCUUAUUCCUGAUGGCAGCUACAGUGCAGAUGGCAUCUUAGUGCCUGUGUUUGCAUGAAGGAAUGCCAGAGGUGUAGCUUCAUUAUUCACCAUGGCAGCCUGCUCUGGGAGUCUCAGAGCCAAAAAGCCCAUGUUGCUACACCUGUGAGGUAGUGUUCCCUUCCCUUCUGGAGCAAGGGCACUGUCUGAUUUGGAGUAGGAGGGGAGGAACUGAUCCAUUGUGUGAGUGAUGCUGACCCUUGUACUUUAUUGGUGCUCUGCCUUCAACAGAUGAAGUAGGUGGACCUGCUGAGCUUUUCCUACUUGCUUAUACCUUGGGGAAUUUAACUUAAAAUGCAAGCUGAGUUAACAAUUCACCUUAGAUUGUUAAUUUAUAGUAUUGGCUUUGAUCACCUUCACUCCUGGAGCCUUUCUCCUGGGUGAACACAACAAUUAAUAAUCUCUACAACUGUUCUGACUCUAGAAGGUGGAAUUCAUCCCCCUAGUAGCUGUCUAGUACAUUCUGUUUCUGUGUUCAAUUUGGUAGCACCAGAUCUAUUCCUUGUAUACUAGUGCAAUAAAGAACGACAACUGAA